AUCAGCAAUUGAUGGAAUUUGAAAAGAUUGCUUACCCAUGAGUUUAGGGUCAGGGUUUAGAUUUAACCCAUCAAAUUCUCUUAUUUGCACACCCCUCUCCUCAAUUCCCAUACUCAUUCCAUCUCAAUCCCAGUCCCAAUCUCUCUGUCAUCUCACUAUCUUCUCUGGAAGAAAGAAUUUAGGGUUGCGUGCUCAAAAUCUUCAUCUCAAAAUCGUAGCAUCUAUGGAGUCAGAGAAAGAAUUUCAGGAAUUAAAUAGGAAUCUUUAUCCCGAUAUAGAGCCGUACAGUUCUGGGUUUUUGAAGGUUUCAGACAUUCACUCAAUCUAUUGGGAGCAGUCUGGAAAUCCAAAUGGGCAUCCAGUUGUUUUUCUCCAUGGGGGCCCUGGAGGUGGAACAUCUCCCAGUAACAGGAAAUUCUUUGAUCCAGACUUUUACCGGAUCAUUCUAUUUGAUCAGCGAGGUGCAGGUAAGAGCACACCGCAUGCUUGCUUGGAGGAGAACACAACAUGGGAUCUUGUUGAAGACAUAGAAAAGCUAAGAAAACAGCUGGAAAUUCCGGAAUGGCAGGUGUUUGGUGGGUCAUGGGGAAGUACACUUGCUCUUGCAUACAGCCAAUCACACCCAGACAAGGUUACUGGCAUCAUUCUUAGAGGGAUCUUUUUGAUGCGGAAGAAGGAACUUGAUUGGUUUUAUGAGGGUGGUGCUGCAGCUAUAUACCCUGAUGCUUGGGAGUCAUUUAGAGAUCUUAUCCCAGAAAAUGAAAGGGAAAGUUUCAUCGAUGCCUACUGGAAGAGAUUAAACUCAGUUGACCUGGAAACACAAUAUGCAGCUGCUAGAGUAUGGACCAAGUGGGAACUGACGACUGCCCAUCUUCUUCCAAAUGAAGAUAACAUUAAGAAAGGGGAUGAUGACAAAUUUUCAUUGGCAUUUGCGAGGAUUGAAAACCAUUACUUUGUGAAUAAGGGGUUUUUUGCUUCGGAUUCAUUCCUGUUGGAUAAUGUUGAAAAGAUAAGGCAUAUCAAAACUGUAAUUGUACAGGGAAGAUAUGAUAUGUGCUGCCCUAUGAUGUCAGCAUGGGAUCUUCAUAAAGCUUGGCCAGAGGCAGAAUUGAAGGUUGUUCCUAAUGCCGGACAUUCUGCUAAUGAACCAGGAAUAGCAGCAGAACUUGUGGCUGCAAAUGAGAAACUGAAAAACAUUAUCAAGAGUAUUGGAUAAUCAAUUGACUAGUUGAUGGAACACAUCAUUGAAAAUAUGCAGCAAUUUGCCUAUGUUGUGGUCUAGAUUGCAACCACAAUGUAAGGAUAUUUUCUCAGUCUCGUUUGACAAUUACUAGAUCAGAUGCAAAUAAAUUGAAUAGUGUUGGAAGGGAUUUGAACCUUGGUGUUCGCCCCAUAGUUUGUCCCCUAAAUCAUCACUUAGUUGGGAAAACAGUUGGCCGAUGUUAAAUAUUUUGUUCGAAGUUUGAAACUCUGUAUCACUGUGCUUCAACUUUUAACCCUCUCAGUGGAUGAAUGAUAGUUGUUUCCCAGCAAAUAUGAUGAGUCCUUUGUGAGUCAGUGUUAUUUA
Molecule: messenger RNA, 1567 nt
Organism: Camellia sinensis
Lineage: Eukaryota; Viridiplantae; Streptophyta; Magnoliopsida; Ericales; Theaceae
Source: RefSeq, a predicted model, not a curated record